UAAUGUCAUGAGUUGGCAUUUGGACUUAUUUUUUCAUGUUUACUGUUUUUCCCGCAUGAAGGACCUUUGACCUAAUAUUCCUGUAAUCAGGAAAAAACCAAACAGAAAAAACAAAAGCAGAAAAUUCAAGAAAUCAUCAUAUAUUGCUUUAAUUUGUCUUGACAAACUGAAAUAUUCUUUCAGUUGUCAAAACGAGAAGAAUAUUCCUCCAAACUCAUACUCGAGUUACUCUCAAACUCAUCAAUGGCAAAACCCAGCACUGCGUUGCCGGCGGUAAUAGUCCUAGGCCAGCCAACCCUUUUCAAUAUCUACGGCGAACAGUUAUCCCACAAAUUCCAAUUCCUUAAACCAUGGGAAUCUUCACUUCCAUUGGAACAAUUCAUUUCCACACAUGCUCAAUCCGUACAAGCCAUGAUUUCUUCUCCUAAAGAUUUCGUUGGCAAGAUUUCUUCCUCCUUGUUCUGCCUCCUCCCUUCGCUCCGCGUUAUCGUUACCUCCAGCGCUGGCGUUAACCAUAUUGAUCUCCUCGAGUGUCGCCGCCGCGGAAUCUCAGUUGCUAACGCUGUUUCCGUUUUCUCAGAGGAUGUAGCUGAUUUUGCUGUUGGAUUGUUGAUUGAUGUUCUUAGAAAGAUUUCUGUUGCUGAUCGGUUUGUUAAGAAUGGUCUUUGGCCUCUUCAUGGGGAUUUCCCCCUCUGUUCCAAGGUGGGAGGCAGGAAAGUAGGAAUUGUUGGGCUGGGAAGCAUCGGUCUAAAAGUUGCAAAAAGACUUGAAGCAUUUGGAUGCAUUAUAUCAUACCAGUCGAGGAAGAAAAAGCCUGUUUCUUACCCAUUCUAUCCUGACGUUCAUGAACUAGCGACCAAAUGCGAUGUCCUUGUCAUUUGUUGUGCAUUGACAGAGCAAACUCGUCACUUGAUCAAUAAGGAGGUUUUAUUGGCACUUGGGAAAGGAGGAGUUAUCAUUAAUAUUGCACGAGGAUCCGUAAUCAAUGAGAUGGAGUUGGUACAAUGUUUGGUGCAGAGAGAGAUUGCAGGUGCUGGGUUGGAUGUUUUCGAGAAUGAACCUAAUGUUCCCGAGGAUCUCUUUUCAUUGGAUAACGUUGUAUUGACACGGCAUGUUGCUGCUUGUACAGAGAAUUCUUUUCGAGAUUUAUAUGAACUUAUAUCAGGGAAUCUGGAAGCCUUCUUCUUGAACAAACCUUUGCUUUCUCCAGUUUUGGAUGACUAAAAGGUAUUAUUUCAACUUUGAAACGUAUAUUAUAAGAUCAGCCUUGAUGUUUAUCAACGUCUCAUUCUGGAUGCUCUCUGCAAAAGUGGAAAGUAUUUUCUGUGUUCCGUUACAAAUGCAAAACCACUAUGCUAUAUCCAGGGAGGAAGCAAAAUGAUUCAGCUACAACUCUGCAGAAAGGAAGUCAUUUGUUUUUUGCCAUUACAUGCACUCAUGCAGACGUGCAAAUGACUUGUCCUUGUGCUUGAGAAAUUUUUUAAUCUGCUGCUCGAUAUUCAAACAUCAGAUUAUUUUAUCCUGUAGCAACUAUUCCUCACUUUUUGGGUUGAAAAUAACUUGAACUAUUUGAUAUCUUGCUCUAUCCUACCCAACGUUCCUGAGUUCUUUUUCAGAACGAUUUCAUCCCUUGACAUAUAACAUAUCGAUUGAUUUAAUAAACCUAUAAAUCAAAGCUAGUGGUAAUCAUAGAUGUUGUGGAA
This is a messenger RNA of Nicotiana tabacum (common tobacco), 1703 nucleotides long. RefSeq names its product glyoxylate/hydroxypyruvate reductase HPR3-like. The record is from RefSeq and is a predicted model, not a curated record. NCBI's taxonomy places the organism in Eukaryota, Viridiplantae, Streptophyta, Magnoliopsida, Solanales, Solanaceae. Gene Ontology annotation, cellular component: cytosol. Gene Ontology annotation, molecular function: glyoxylate reductase (NADPH) activity; hydroxypyruvate reductase [NAD(P)H] activity; NAD binding.